Molecule: messenger RNA, 3104 nt
Organism: Tympanuchus pallidicinctus (lesser prairie-chicken)
Lineage: Eukaryota; Metazoa; Chordata; Aves; Galliformes; Phasianidae
Gene: CHM
Product: CHM Rab escort protein
Exons: 15
Coding region: 45-2000 (651 amino acids)
Biological process (GO): small GTPase-mediated signal transduction; protein geranylgeranylation; vesicle-mediated transport
Cellular component (GO): cytosol; nucleus; cytoplasm
Molecular function (GO): GDP-dissociation inhibitor activity
Source: RefSeq, a predicted model, not a curated record
UCCGCUUCCGGCAGCGCGGGUGACGUGACGGUGCCCCUCCCAAGAUGGCGGACAACCUGCCCUCCGAGUUUGAUGUGGUGGUGAUAGGGACCGGUCUGCCUGAAUCUAUUAUUGCAGCAGCAUGUGCCAGAAGUGGCCAGAGGGUUCUUCAUGUUGAUUCGCGAAAUUACUAUGGUGGAAACUGGGCCAGUUUUAGUUUUUCAGGAUUAUUGUCCUGGAUUAAAGAAAAUCAGCAAAAUACGGAUAUCAAGGAUGAGUGUGAAGACUGGAGAAAGUUGAUCCUUGAGAAUGAAGAAGUUAUUUCUCUUAAUAAGAAGGAUAAAACUAUUCAACAUGUAGAAGCUUUCUGUUUUGGAGAUCAGGAUGCAGCUGAAGAUGUUGAAGAAGCUGGUGCACUAGCACGGGUGCCUGCCUUUGGAACCUCGGUUGCUGAAGAACCGGAAAAAGAAUGCUCACCACUGGAGAGCUCCGUUCCUGGAGCUGAGAACUGGGAAUCGGAUAAAGCUACAAGCACGGAUCCACCAAAUGCAGCAGAAGGGAGCGUUACAGAAGUAAACUCUGAGAAUGAAAGUUCUCAUGGUGCAGCGUCUGGCGAAUCCACUCUGGAAUUGGGAAAAAGUGAAGCUGCACUCUCAGAAGUUUCUGCCCAGGAACCAAAGAAAAUCACAUAUUCCCAAAUUGUUAGAGAAGGCAGAAGGUUUAAUAUUGAUUUAGUUUCUAAGCUGCUUUACUCCCGAGGUCUAUUAAUUGAACUUCUGAUCAAGUCAAACGUUAGCAGAUAUGCAGAGUUCAAAAAUGCAACACGAAUUCUUGCCUUUCGAGAAGGAAAAGUAGAACAGGUACCUUGUUCCAGAGCAGAUGUCUUCAACAGCAGGCAGCUUGCGAUGGUGGAAAAACGAAUGCUAAUGAAAUUUUUGACAUUUUGUUUGGAGUAUGAACAGCACCCUGAUGAAUACCAAGACUACAAGAACAGUACAUUUGCUCAGUUCUUAAAAACACGAAAGCUAACACCUAGCUUGCAGCACUUCAUUCUUCAUUCUAUUGCAAUGGUGUCGGAAAAUGAUUGCAACACUCUUGAAGGUCUUCAGGCAACAAGAAAGUUUCUUCAGUGCCUUGGCCGCUAUGGCAACACACCAUUUUUGUUUCCUCUGUAUGGUCAAGGAGAGAUUCCACAGUGUUUUUGCAGGAUGUGUGCUGUAUUUGGUGGUAUCUAUUGUCUUCGCCAUUCUGUGCAGUGCCUUGUAGUGGACAAAGAAUCAGGACGAUGCAAAGCAAUUGUUGAUCAUUUUGGACAAAGAAUAAGUGCCAGCUAUUUUAUUGUGGAAGAUAGUUACCUUUCCGAGAGUGUAUGCGCAAAUGUAUGUUAUAGGCAGCUCUCCAGAGCAGUGCUCAUUACAGAUCAGUCUGUGCUAAAGACAGAUUCAGAGCAGCAGGUUUCUAUUUUGACAGUGCCUCCAGUGGAUUUAGGACAACCAGCAGUUUGUGUCAUUGAGCUGUGUUCCUCAACUAUGACAUGCAUGAAGGACACAUAUUUAGUCCAUUUAACCUGUCCAUCAACAAAAACUGCGAGGGAAGAUUUAGAGCCUGUUGUACAGAAGUUAUUCAGUCUAAAUGCUGAAACAGAAAAAGAAACUGAAGGUGAAGAACUGGAAAAACCUAGAGUCCUCUGGGCAGUAUAUUUUAACAUGAGAGAUUCUUCAGGAAUUGACAGAAAUUCAUACAGUGGUUUGCCCUCAAAUGUGUAUGUCUGUUCUGGCCCAGACUCAGCUUUAGGAAAUGACUGUGCUGUCAAACAGGCUGAGACUGUUUUCCAGGAAAUGUUUCCUACAGAGGAAUUUUGUCCAGCACCACCAAAUCCAGAAGAUAUUAUUUAUGAUGAAGAUGAGAUUGCAUCAGAAGAGACAGGAUUCAAUAAUUCACCAGAGACAAAACCUGAAUCCUCAGUUCAGGAAAGCAGUAGCAGAGGUAGUACUGGUGUUAAAGAGCAUACUGAGGAAUGAAUUAGCUCUGCUCUCUUAACAGAAGAGGCACUUGGCAGAACUUGAAGGGAGGAAGGGAAAAAAAAGAAAAAAAAAAGAGGUUGAAAAAAACCCUUGGUGAUACUAUUUGUGAUUGCCUUACUUUCCUUAGCUUGAAUAAUCUUUCUUAUUCAAAUAGCUUCAUUACUAGCUAUUGCUCAGUAAAGUCAUAAGUCUAACUGGUCCAGGGGUGUUAAUAGCUGAAAUAAGAUAAAAGUUAUGAAACACAGUAUUUGAGUUUAAGAUGUUAAAAUAUAAUUAAUUACUUUUUGGGAUAAUUUGGUUUUGGUUUACAUCUUGGAAAGAAUCCUCUAUCUUUUAGACAGUGAAGUCAAAACUAACUGCAAGAUCAUGAAAGGUUGCUUACUAGUAAGAGGAUCACCUUCUGUUAUAAAGUGUCAGAGUUCUGCUAAAAGUCAUUGUGCCUGUGCUAGUUCAGUGUCAGCUUAAUUAUCUGUAAUUCAGAUUGCUUUUUAGGAAAGAAUCUUACAGGUGAUAAUAUUGACAGUGCUGGAAUGGCGUUAUAAUACAUGAGAUGUCAUGUUUAAUUUGCAUAGUGGAAAAAAAAUUAGUGGUUUUGAAACUGAAGCCAUGAAUUAGAAAUAAGUAUAGUUCAGUGGAUGUUCCACACAGGGAACAGUUUUUACAUUCAGAAUGCUUUCCCUUUAGAAGAUUGCAUAAUCACACUUUUUUUACCAGAUGCUUUAUUUUCUGUAGCACAAAUUCAAACUGAAUGCUAGACUUCCCAACAAAAUUCAAACUCAUCUACUGAGCAUAACUAUUGUUAUCUUCCCUGGAUUUAUGGUAGUGUUUGGACCUCUCAUAAGCCAGUAAUUGUUUGUUUGCAAGUACGAUGUCUGAGCAUUUUAGCGAUGAGCUGAGGUGUUCCUGCAGAGAAGGUAAACCUGCUGAGGAGAAGGUUCAACUGCUAAUUCUAAAGGUUUGUAUUGAUCCCAGUUAAGGGGAUUAAAACUAGUGUGAUAGCUGUACAUGCUGUGUUUUGUAAUUAUAAUCAUAAAACAUUUAUACGAUAAAAUUUAUUGAACUAUUUAUAACAGUAGUUUAUAUGAAGAGUUACGGAAUGAC